Linum trigynum is the source of this 1945-nucleotide messenger RNA. The record is from the annotation of a GenBank genome assembly. NCBI's taxonomy places the organism in Eukaryota, Viridiplantae, Streptophyta, Magnoliopsida, Malpighiales, Linaceae.
GUCAAUACUUUUUAAUCCGCCAUAUUGGUGGUAAAUUUAAUAAAAAACACAAUAUUUGUGUUAUUCUCCCCGGACCGAACAAAUUAAAUUUCCCGAGAAAAAAUAAAACAAACAAAAGCGGAAAAGCCAUAAUAGCCAUCAACGGCGUUGGUUGGCUCCUCGUAAUCAUCGGGAGAGGAAUCCAACUUCGAGACGGGAGCGGAGAACAAACGUCUCACCUUCCUAUUGGUUGGAGAUAACCGAGUCGGCCAAUUCCCCUGCUAUAAAUUGAACCCUUAACUUCCCCUUUCUUCACCACAAUUCAAUCUCAAACAACCUAUCCUCCUAAUCAAAUUUCUGAUUCAGAGCUUUCCUCUCAGUCUCUCAAGGUAAAGGAUCUUGAAUCUCUCUCUUUUCUGUUCUUUAUGUUUCUCUUGGAAUUCUGGUUUCUCGUAUAUUAGGUGAAAAAAGCCUUCGAUCGGGAAGCAUUCUGGAUAUUGGAAUUAGGGUUUCUUCGUGCUGUUUGUUUGAUCGUAUAUCGUAUUCAAUCAGAUUAUCGGACAAAAUUAUGGAUUUCUGAGUUACGUAUUUUCGUUCUGUUUAUUUGAUCGUAUGUUGAACUUACUCGUGCUGUCAAUUAUGCUUUGCUUGAUCGUUUAUCCGAUAAUUCUUUGAUUCUGGUAAUUUUGUUGGCGUACUGCUGAGUUAGGUUGGUUCUCUUUGUCUGAUCGUAUUCAAUCAGAUAAUCGGGGUGAAAAUAUGGAUUUUUGAGUUACGAUUCUUCAUUCUGUUUAUUUGAUCGUACAUUGAAUUUACUCUUGCUGCCAAUUACCCUUUUGUUGAUCUUUGAUAAGAUAGUUCUUCAAUUCUGGUAAUUUUGUUAGCGGAUUGCUGAAUUAGGGUUCUCCGAGUUUACAGAUGCAGAUCUUUGUUAAGACACUCACCGGGAAGACUAUCACUCUCGAGGUCGAGAGCAGCGACACCAUCGACAACGUUAAGGCGAAGAUUCAGGAUAAGGAGGGGAUCCCUCCGGACCAGCAGAGGCUGAUCUUUGCCGGCAAGCAGCUGGAAGACGGGAGGACCUUGGCUGAUUACAACAUCCAGAAGGAGUCGACCCUUCACCUGGUUCUCCGUCUGCGUGGAGGCAUGCAGAUCUUCGUCAAGACCUUGACCGGAAAGACCAUUACUUUGGAGGUGGAGAGCUCCGACACCAUUGACAACGUCAAGGCGAAGAUCCAGGACAAGGAGGGAAUCCCUCCUGAUCAGCAAAGGCUCAUCUUCGCUGGUAAGCAGCUCGAGGAUGGCAGAACCCUCGCUGACUACAACAUCCAGAAGGAGUCGACUCUCCAUCUCGUUCUGAGGCUGAGGGGAGGCAUGCAAAUCUUUGUGAAAACUCUGACUGGGAAGACCAUCACUUUGGAGGUUGAGAGCUCUGACACCAUUGACAAUGUCAAGGCUAAGAUUCAGGACAAGGAGGGCAUCCCACCAGACCAGCAGAGGCUAAUCUUUGCAGGAAAGCAGCUCGAGGAUGGGCGAACUCUGGCCGAUUAUAACAUUCAGAAGGAGUCAACUCUCCAUCUGGUGCUGCGGCUUAGGGGAGGAAUGCAAAUCUUCGUCAAGACUCUUACUGGAAAGACCAUCACGUUGGAGGUGGAGAGCAGUGACACCAUUGAUAAUGUGAAGGCCAAAAUUCAGGAUAAAGAGGGUAUCCCGCCAGACCAGCAGAGGCUGAUCUUCGCUGGCAAGCAGCUUGAAGAUGGAAGGACUUUGGCGGACUAUAACAUUCAGAAGGAGUCCACCCUCCACCUUGUCCUGCGUCUGCGUGGUGGCUUCUAAAGUGGCGUUGUUUGUUCGGUGUUACUGUGGAUGUUGUCUGAAGGUUGUUGGAUUUAUUGUCGGAUAUUUGAAGUAUGUUUUUUAAGUUUCUUGUGUUCGUGAGGUAGCCUGGUUGCUUGUGAAGUUUCAA